GCUCUUGUUAUAACAUGUAAGAGAUUCAAUGAAUAUACUAAUAUUAGUUGCAGCCAUUAUAAAAUGUUCUGAGUAAAGAUUACUUUUGAGGGUUUUUUCCUCCCAUAGUACAGCAUUAAUUUUUCCACCAAGAGCAUGUUGUUUAAACUAAACACAUUAACAAGCAGCAAGACAAAGCUGGGUGAUACUAAAAUUACAACCAAAUGCAUUUUCAGCCAUGAUGAUGUCUAUUAUAAAGAGAAUUGUAGCUCACUGGAAGCAAGUCAAAUUUCAGAAUUAUAAUGCUUUACUGCAGCACUAUUUAAACCAACUAUGAAAAUUUCUCUAUGACAGUCUUUUUUGGCAGUGAUAGAACUCUGUGCUGUCUGAAUCCCAGGUUCAGUUAUCUCUUUGUGUUGUAUUUUACAAUACGGAUCAAAGCCAUUGUUUUAGAUUAGGGAAUAUAGCAACAUAAAGGCAAUCUUAAGUAGGUUUUAGUGGUUGUAGCUGCUAAUUCAUGAUGCAUAUUUUAUUGGGUGGGCUUUUUUUUUCCCCCAGGGAAAGGGGAGAUGCAGGGAUGUGAGGAGUAAAGAGUAAGGUGGUUGUGUAGCAUUUGAGCACGCUAAUUUUUUAUAUGAAACUUUGAAAUGGAAGAUAUCUGCUAAGCAUUUUAAUGCCAGUUUUUAAUAAAAAGAGAACUACCCUUAAUCUAGUUACUUGGUCUGACAUCUUUUGUGUAAUAGUUAAUAGCACUACUAUCUCCAUUUUACAACAAUUAUCAUAAGUAGGUCCAAAGGCAAAGCUGGGUAUCUGGAUGCCCUUUCACAAAUGUCCUGAGAAAGAUGAUUUUCCAGUACAUGAGUUAAUUAACUGUAUUAAAUAUAUUAAUAACUUGGUUGCAAUUGUACUGAAUCAUCAUCUAAAAAUAAUUAUAUGUUUGGUCAUAUGCUCCUUUAACAUUUCAAAAUAUUUGUUUUCAGGGCCACAGGCCUUUAAUAUUCAUUUAUUCAAAGCAACUAACAUGCUCUAAGAGACAAGCUAACUUGGUGAUAGCUACAUGUAUGAAAAUCUGAUUUUGAGUGAUUACUAUUUUCAUUCUUUGAAUAGGAAAACAGGCUGUAUGACAGAGGUGAAUAUAGCCUUUCUAUGCGAAAUGGAAAAUACCAUGCACUCCUUAUAUGGCUAAAUGAAGCCGAGAUGGCAAUGCACUAUAAUUACAAUGUAUGAGAAUUUGGGACUUUGUACUCCUCUAUUUUUAACACUUUUGCUAGCAUAUGGUAAUUCGGGGUCGUCAAACCAUAGUCUUUCACUGUUAAUGCUAGUGAUAAAAGAAUGGAUUCUAAAUUUGCCAAAGUCUUGUGACCAAGGCAGCAGCAGGAGGAUUCAAAAACGAAAAUCUGGCAACCCCAGAAUUAUCUUGACUGUCUACUUAAAUCUCAGAUGCAUUUUUAAGCCCCGCCCCCACUCCAUCUCACAGUCUCCCUCCUUUCUCUUUCUCUCUGACCUCAAAUCCAACCAGAAGCAUUUCUCCACUCUGCAGAGAAAUUCUCAGGCUCCCGUAGAGACCUGAAGCACUGAGAAGCCAAGAAAUCUCUUGUGCGGCAGUAUUGGGAGACAAGAAAAUUGGAGAAUAAGCAGAAAAACCAUAAACCUUAAGAAUAACGAGAAGCAAGCAUUUCCAAACGUCUCAGGUGGACGCGCUGAGUUCCGGUGAAGGGAAAAGAGACGUGGCGAAAUUGCUGUCUUUCUAUCUUAUAAGCGCCCCUCUCACUCAUACAGAGGAAGGAACCGAGACGUCAGAAAGGCUGCGCAAACCAUGCAGGAUGAUUUACUGAUGGACAAAAGCAAAACCCAGCCCCAGCAACAGCAGCGGCAGCAGCAGCAGCAGCAGCCCCAGCCCGAGCCCAGCGCAGCCGAAGCCCCGUCCACGCCCCUCUCCUCAGAGACCCCCAAGCCGGAGGACAGUAGCGCAGUGCCGGUCCUGAGCCCCGCCGCGGCCCCACCGGCUCCCAACGGCCCGGACAAGAUGCAGAUGGAGUCGCCGCUCCUGCCGGGCUUGAGUUUCCAUCAGCCCCCUCAACAGCCGCCGCCACCCCAGGAGCCCGCGGCCCCGGGCGCGUCGCUGUCUCCGUCCUUCGGCAGCACCUGGUCCACGGGCACGACGAACGCGGUGGAGGACAGCUUCUUCCAGGGGAUCACCCCCGUCAACGGGACCAUGCUCUUCCAGAACUUCCCGCACCACGUCAACCCAGUCUUCGGAGGCACCUUCUCCCCGCAGAUCGGCCUGGCGCAGACCCAGCACCACCAGCAGCCGCCGCCGCCGCCGCCGCCGGCGCCGCAGCCGGCGCAGCCUCCCCAGGCGCAGCCCCCGCCGCAGCGUCGCUCGCCCGCCAGCCCGAGCCAGGCGCCCUACGCGCAGAGGAGCGCCGCCGCCGCCGCCUACGGCCACCAGCCCAUCAUGACCAGCAAACCGUCCUCGUCCUCGGCCGCCGCCGCCGCGGCCGCCGCCGCGGCCGCCGCCUCAUCCGCUUCGUCCAGCUGGAGCACGCACCAGAGCGUGAAUGCCGCCUGGAGCGCUCCGUCCAACCCGUGGGGCGGCCUGCAGGCGGGCCGGGACCCUCGCCGGGCGGUGGGUGUGGGCGUGGGCGUGGGCGUGGGGGUACCCUCCCCGCUUAACCCCAUCUCGCCGCUCAAAAAGCCCUUCUCCAGCAAUGUGAUCGCGCCCCCCAAGUUCCCUCGUGCGGCUCCGCUCACCUCCAAGUCCUGGAUGGAGGAUAACGCUUUCCGGACCGAUAAUGGUAACAAUCUGUUGCCAUUUCAGGACCGGAGUAGGCCCUAUGACACUUUUAACUUGCACUCGUUGGAGAACUCCUUAAUGGAUAUGAUAAGGACUGAUCAUGAGCCUCUGAAAGGUAAACACUACCCUCCCAGUGGCCCACCAAUGAGUUUCGCUGAUAUAAUGUGGAGGAAUCAUUUUGCAGGACGAAUGGGAAUAAAUUUCCAUCAUCCGGGAACAGAUAAUAUUAUGGCACUCAACAGUCGAUCUUCUCUCUUCCCCUUUGAAGACGCCUUUUUGGAUGACAGCCAUGGCGAUCAGGCCUUGUCAUCUGGCUUAAGUUCUCCCACUCGUUGUCAAAAUGGGGAACGAGUAGAACGCUACUCCAGAAAGGUGUUUGUUGGAGGUCUUCCUCCUGACAUCGAUGAAGAUGAGAUCACUGCCAGUUUUCGCAGGUUUGGGCCUCUGGUGGUAGACUGGCCUCACAAAGCAGAAAGCAAGUCCUAUUUUCCUCCCAAAGGCUAUGCCUUUCUACUGUUCCAGGAGGAGAGCUCAGUGCAAGCUCUGAUAGAUGCCUGCCUAGAAGAAGAUGGGAAGCUCUACCUGUGUGUGUCAAGCCCUACCAUCAAGGAUAAACCGGUGCAAAUUCGACCAUGGAACCUAAGUGACAGUGACUUUGUAAUGGAUGGUUCUCAGCCUUUGGACCCCAGAAAAACUAUCUUUGUUGGGGGAGUUCCACGACCCCUUCGAGCUGUUGAACUGGCAAUGAUAAUGGACCGUUUGUAUGGUGGUGUUUGCUAUGCUGGCAUUGAUACGGACCCAGAGCUGAAGUACCCCAAAGGUGCUGGCCGUGUGGCAUUCUCUAAUCAGCAGAGUUACAUUGCAGCCAUCAGUGCGCGCUUUGUGCAGCUUCAACACAACGACAUUGACAAACGGGUGGAGGUGAAGCCGUACGUGCUGGAUGAUCAGAUGUGUGACGAGUGCCAGGGCACGCGCUGCGGCGGGAAGUUCGCCCCGUUCUUCUGUGCCAACGUCACCUGUCUGCAGUAUUACUGCGAGUACUGCUGGGCGAGCAUCCACUCCCGCGCCGGGCGCGAGUUCCACAAGCCGCUGGUGAAGGAGGGCGGCGACCGGCCCCGCCACGUCCCGUUCCGCUGGAGCUGAGCCCCGGGCCCACCCAGCCACAAGUACUGGAGGAGAUCGCCAGGAGGGAGAGGAGAGGGCACCGCCUCAGGGCUUACAGUGUUCUGGAAAUCUGUGCAUUUGUUCUCGAUUUUUAAAGAAGAAAUGGGUCUUUUUAUUAUUAUUAUUAAUUAUUAUUAUUACUAUUAUUUACAGUCAUAUUACUGAACUCAGUGUCCAGUAUAAUGCAACAUUGCAGAGUGUGUAACGGUACUGAUUUGCACUUUGAUUCACACCUUCGUCUGCUUGAUACCUUACUUUUCUCACACCUGAUUUGUCCUUCUUGACAGUGCGUGGACUGCCGCUCUCGCCAGUGGCCAUCAGACGGAUGUCUGUGACUCUUUUGUUUGUUGUUGUGUUGUUGUUGUUGUUGUUCUGGUUGUUCUGGUUGUUUUUAAACUGGAGCAUGCACUUAUUUUCAGAAACUUGGAAAGUCGCCCCUAGGACAAGACUUACCAAAGGUAACACUCGUGAGUUAGGUGGCAGAUGUAGCAAAAUUUCCCAAUUCAGCAAUUGCUAGUGGGGGUCAUUUAGAGUAGGGAUAGCCCUCAAUGGAAAUCAGCCUUUAGUUGCUCUGUAUUUUGAGUUGUAAGGAUACCUCAUGAGCUGGAGUUUUCUUUUUUUAUUUCAUGUUUGAUUUUUUUUUUUUGCUGAGGACUUUGGUUAGAUCUUUUGAUGUUGUGUAAAUUUAUGCUGCAAUAGCUUUUGCUGCUAUUAAAAUGGUAUUGUCGAUACCAUAAUACUCUAUUUGGGCAAAGGUAUCAAUUACAAACAAAAACCCAACAACACACGUUUGUGAUUUAGGGAUAGAAUCAGCUGCCAAAGGGGAUCAGCAUGGACUGGAGAAAGCUUCAAUGGAAGGUCACUAUUUCUGACUGCAUGUUUAUUUAAUCAGGUUGCUGCAUGCAAUAAAUUUUAUAUCCAAUGUCUAGUAUAAAACCUUCCCACAAUGCACAAAUUAAUAAUCUAUAUAAGCUAUAAACUACUCAUUUUUUAAAAGAGAUUUUUUUUCAUUCAAAGAGUUGGUAAAGAAGGGGAGGAAGGCAUGCCUCAGUCAAUGGAAUGCUGAGUAAGAGGAGUCCAUAGCAGAAUGACCUAUAUUACAACCAAUAGAAAAUCUAGGUGUAGGAUAUUCUUAAAGCAAAUUCGUGGACGGUAGAUGAAGUACUUUGCGGUGCUCUGUUAUAUAUUGUGCAAUUUAUUUUAUAUAGUAAAGUGAUUAUGUCUAACUGUGAUCAAACUUAACUGUUUAAAGCCUCUGUGUCAGACAUUAUUGAACUUGACAGUUCCUAACUGGUAUAUUAUUAAGUAACACAUGAGCUCUUAGUUACGAUCUCUUAGUGCUUGUACCAUUUUACAUAGCUCCAGACCUUGUCCAGAAAACCAAAGAGCUCAUCUUAGCUUACAAACACUAAGAAUAUAUACAGUAUCUAGAGAUAAGUUGUCAGAUUGACAAACUAGGCACACAUCUUUAAGGAAGUUAUGUAAUGGUGAUGCUAAAGAAAUGUCUGUACACAACCAGAUGGCCUGGGCAGAGCUGGCUGUCUGGGUGAGAAAUUAACUACUUAGUUCCCUGGAUGUAUCCUGUAAAGCUUGAAUAGAAUUAAGCCCUGCUAGUACUACCAUGGGCAUUUUUUUAGCAUUCACUCUUGGGCUGCAGAUAGUAAUAUAUAAACACACACAAUGAUUGCGAGAGUAUGUAAAUCUUUUUUGAUAUUCUUCCUAUGUUUUGGAAUUCUGGGGACAAUCUGACUGGAUAUGACGCUGCAGAGUAGAUGCGAAUCACUGUGUUCUUCGUGCCGUGAUGUCCUUGUGCUGUCUGAAGUUAGUAUUGUCGGUUUCUGUUCUGUUCUUCCUCCAGUGUUUAGUUGCAAUUACUGGCUCUCAACCUGUAGUUUUUUGUUUUCAAAAAGGCAAAACAAAAUAGUUGUUGUUUUUAUUGGAUUAAAAAAUGCAUAUUAGAUUCCUCCCCUUUUGAGGUUGCCUCUGGGCGUUUGGGUAAUAUUUGCUUUUUUUUUUUUUCAGCCCAGGUAUGGUUUUGUUUGUUGUUGUUGCUGCUGUUGUUUUCUAUGUUUGUGGGUUUUUUUUCAUCUGCACAAGAAAUUUUGUUAUGCACUACUACUUUUUGUAUUUUAGACUGUUUUCAAGUUAGCUGAAGAUUUUUGUUUUGUUUUGUUUUUAAGGAAAAUGGCAUGCUUUCUGACUGACAUGAUCUUUUGCAAUACCUCAAUUUUGAAAUAUAGGAAAGAAAAUGAUAUUUUCUAAGUAAGUUUAUUCAGAAAAAUAUAUAUUAAUUUAAUUCUGCAAGAAAAUGAUUUAACAGAUGGGUAACUUUAUUUUUUUCAUGAUUAUUUGUGUUUUUUGAAAAUGAAGAAGUUAGAGCUUUAUAACUAUAAUAUUAAAGAUCAUAUCUAACCUACAGAAAUCUACCUAAUUAUGUGAAGGAAGCAAAUCUUUUUGAAGAAGCUCCCCUCUUUCGUGUACUAAAAUAACACUGAGAUUUAAAAAAAAAAUUGAGCUGGAAGAUUGGACAGCAUAAAGCUGAAGUGAAGGAAAACAAAAACAUUGUCAAGAAAACUAGGUUACAAAAAUCAACUCCAUUUGGUGCUGGAAGUGGCGGAUAGAUGGUGGAAACUAUUUUCCCUUCAUUUGUAUAUUUCUAAUCAAGCGUUGAUUGUGCACGACUGACCAGGAUUGUGAAAGAGUUCUUCUGUUUGUAUUUUUUUAAAGAGAACUUUUUUAGUUUAUUAAAUUAUAACAUGUUCCCUUUUGUUUUGUAAAUAAAUGUGCCCCCCCCCCAAGUUCUUAAUGUUAUAUUAAAAGAGAGGGUCCUUCAAAAAAUUAUUUUUUAAAACACAAAGGUGUUUCUGACCUGCAACUUGACUGGGCAGCCCCCCGCGACACAGGUCCUGUGUGGCCUUUCUUUGAUGUGACACUUGAACUAGUGGGUUUUUUGAAGGCUAUAAUCUAACCUCGACUAUUUGUUGUUAUGUGCAAUACUGUUUGUACUGUUUGUAUAAAAAAUAGAAAAAAAAGAAAAGAAAAAAGGCAUAAAUCUUUAUUGCAGAUUUAUUUUCAUUGCAAACUUUAGACAUUGUGAUUCACUGAAAUCAUUUUUCUACUGUCAAAUAUGUACCUUUUCUUCAUGCUGGUAUUUUUUCAAUAGUAAUGUAGCCUUUGUACUGAGACAAAUUUUCAUUGUUAUUUUUAGAAAGAUUUUUUGCUAAGAGAAAAAUUAAACAUAUUUACAUAUUUUUCAUUUUAUUUCGUAUUUUCUUUAAAGGAGUGCUUUCUCAAUCAUUAAUAGAGUUGUUUCUGGGAGGGACUUUCAUAUCUGGUCAAUGUCAUAAUAUUAUUUUGUAUUUUUACUUGGAAUAAAUUAAUUUUAUGAUGCUAAUUCUUUAAAAGUUUAUUUUUUUCAUUUUCGGUUAUUUUUGAAGCUAAAACCUUUGUAAUAUUGUUACUAAAGUGUCUAGUUUUUUGAAAUGCAAAGCUUUAUGUAUUAACUUUCUGAACGUGGUUUACAGUAGCGUGACGACGGUGAGCAUGCUUGGUUAUGUAAAGUGACUGGAAAUGUACUGGAGACUUGGGUAAUAAAAUGACAGAAUGAGCAGACCGUGAAAUUUGGACAAGCCUUUUCCUUUAUUGCAGUGGUUCAGUGUAAGCCUAGGGAUGUCACAGUACAGGUCUCUAGGGAUGUCACAGUACAGGUCUCUAGGGAUGUCACAGUACAGGUCUCUAGGGAAGCCAGUAGAUUUAGACAACACCAGGUGUGGCCCAGGGUGUGGUGGCCUCUGAUGAAGUCACCUCUCCUGAAAUGCCACUGGGCUGAAAACCCUAGCCAGGUCAACAAUGCUUUUCCCCUCUAACUCUCCUCAUUGUGUGUGUGUGUGUGUGCAUGCGUGUGUGUGCGUGUGCGUGUGAAUCUGCCACCAACUGCUGUCCACGUGUGACACGGUGCCUUUCCCUCCCAAGUCUCUUACACGCAUGUACAGUGGUCACAUCUGUGAGGCAAAGGAAGUCUCUGAGAAGAUGCCACCUCCUCUGUAGCCUGCACGUGAGGGUGUCACCUGUGUCACUUCUCUGUAAAGCGACAGCUGUCACCACUGUACAUGGACACGGCGGCUGUGUGUCAGGCUGCCUCUCCCCCGCGCCCCCUGCCUGUGGCUGUGGCAACACACGGAGCCUGGCCAAGCAUGAUCUUGUCUGUCGGCCUGCUGCUGCCUUUCCAGCCCCACCACCUGGCGGCCCUGCAGCACAUGCCCUAAUGGCAGCACGCUGUUGCGCUGGCCCCUAAAACUGCACAAGUGGUGUUGCAUAAACAGACCAUCCAGUGACUUGCUCUAGAUAGACGCUGUGUUUCUGCUGGGCCUGUGGCCUCUUCAAUACCGCAGCUGUGGCGCCAGGGGCAUCAGUAACUCAGAGAAACUGGCCAGUGUUGGCUCUUGGGUUCGCUCUGUGUAUUCAGUUUUGUAAAUACUAUAUAGAUUAGAUCAAGUUGUGAUGUAAAAUUUAACUCACAUUGGAUACUACUGGUUGGAAUUUUGCAUUAACUACAACUAAACGAUUAGGAACCGAAGAAAAGAAAUUGGAAAAAUUCUUGUUUAGUGGCAUAAAGAUUAUGCUUAGAUUUCUGCCUAUAUCUUGUGUUUUAUAGCUUGUUAGUGAGGCAUAGGCUAUUGCAGAGUGUACUGCAUUUAUGCAAUUAGCAAAAUAACUGCUAGUUUUCAUUUUAUCUAUCGUAUUAGCAACAAAAUGGCACUUAACUGGGUAAAGCUCCUACCUAAAUAUUUGAGUAUUGUGACAUCUCUACUUGCAAGGUUUGAAUGAAAGAUUAGUCACAGAUCAGUUGGGUUUAAAAAAAAUUUUUUUUGGUUGAUGUUAAAACUGGCUUCUUUGUAUAGGUUGUUGAUUUCCCACUAGUUUGUACGAUCUGUCAGCUAACAUUUCUGGUUUUUUUUUCUUUUAUAAUAAUAAUCAAACUUCUCUAUCUCAGCUGCAAUAGUGUUUUAUCUUACCACAAAGUAUUUUAUAAUUACUGCUGUUGACUUUAUACCCCCAAAUGGGUGAAGAUUCUGUGAUUCAGGGAUGUUUAAAUUGUAUGUCAAAAAAAAUGAAUUGUGCAGGUAGAAAACUUGGGUGCUAACACAUGAUAACUUCUUUUUUUCUUUCCUGGAUAUAGUUCUGUUGGGGUAUAAAGUCUUAGGUAUUUGUAUUUUUGCUGUCAAAAUAAUGGACAUAACUUUUAGAGUGUUCACAGCUAAAAAUCUCUGUAUUUGUUUUUCAACUAACAACUAAUUUUAAAUGUAUUGUAUCUUUUAUUACCUCUUUUCUUGGAUUGUUUUCUUUUUUGUUGGUUUUUUAAUCUUACUUUGUUUCCUUUUGCUCUUAACCCUACUCAGCUUCUGCCAUGGGGGCUUGGGCUAAUACUGCUUGCGUGGGAUACAGUACUGUGACUAAACAUGGAGCUCAAUGCAGCUAUUGCUUACAACUGCUUAAACUUUGUAGUUUGGACUUCUUUUUUUUUCUGUAAUAACAACUUAUUAAAUCUAGUUGGAUAAAGUACUGACACUUGUCAUCCUUUGCAUUUGCUAAGGAAUGAGCUUGGUGUAUUUGGUUUGUAUCUGAGAAACACUCCA
Perognathus longimembris pacificus (Pacific pocket mouse) is the source of this 9576-nucleotide messenger RNA. It is a transcript of the gene Cpeb3, whose product is annotated as cytoplasmic polyadenylation element binding protein 3. NCBI's taxonomy places the organism in Eukaryota, Metazoa, Chordata, Mammalia, Rodentia, Heteromyidae. The record is from RefSeq and is a predicted model, not a curated record. Gene Ontology annotation, biological process: negative regulation of cytoplasmic translation. The coding region runs from base 1796 to 3919 and encodes 707 amino acids. Gene Ontology annotation, cellular component: neuron projection; cytoplasm; nucleus. Gene Ontology annotation, molecular function: ribosome binding; mRNA regulatory element binding translation repressor activity; translation factor activity, RNA binding. The transcript has 11 exons.